This is a messenger RNA of Anolis carolinensis (green anole), 2564 nucleotides long. RefSeq names its product centromere protein W (gene cenpw). Gene Ontology annotation, molecular function: DNA binding; protein heterodimerization activity. The record is from RefSeq and is a predicted model, not a curated record. Gene Ontology annotation, cellular component: kinetochore; nucleoplasm. Bases 253 to 483 code for a protein of 76 amino acids. The transcript is spliced from 3 exons. Gene Ontology annotation, biological process: mitotic cell cycle; chromosome segregation; kinetochore assembly. NCBI's taxonomy places the organism in Eukaryota, Metazoa, Chordata, Lepidosauria, Squamata, Anolidae.
GUGGCUGCGGAAACUAACCUCGGGCUUCAGCCUUCAGCCAAACUGUCGUUCGGCUAUUUCCGGCAACAUUCAAUCUGGCUCGGAGCUUAUGGGCGGAGCUUCGCUUCGCUCCCUUUCCCUUCCCUUCGCCAAUCUGAGUAUGUGCCGCCGCGCGUCAUAGUUCCCUUGUGACGUAGCGUGGCGCGCGGCGGCAGCGGCACAUUUGAAUCUUCCUGGCGCAAGCGUAAGGCCUGUUGGGAGAGGACGGCGACAAUGAGGCGCACUGUUCGGCGGAAAACUCUGAAGGACGCGGUGAAAAGGCACGAGCCCCAUCUCGUCCUUCGCGGCGACCUUGACGUACUGGUAUUUUUGAACUUUUUGUUGUUUCUACAUCGAUUAGCAGAGGAAGCCAGGACCAUAGCUAUAGCAGGAAAGAGCAAAAUAAUUAAAUAUGAACAUGUUCUCUCUUCAGCAAAGAUAAUUUUGAAGAAGAGCCGUGGCUAGAGCCAAGAAGUAUUCUUUCAUCCUCUGGCUGAAUUUAAUGCAGUGUAUUAAAUUGUCAAGUAACUAUGUAUGCUAAUGCCAAAAUAGCUUGAUAAUUGCAUUUUCAUGCUCUUGUACAUGAUCAUUUUCAGGAAAGGUUAUGUAAUAAUAUAGUGUAAGAAUGACUGCAUAAUGAACUAAUGUAUGUAAAUAUCAGUGACUGAGAUGCAAGUUUUAAUAUUAGCUACAAAGUUUGUUUUCUAAUACUAACUAUAUAAGAUGGCUUCUGUGCGACUGUGAAUGUUAACUUAUCUGGAUGUUAUUAUGAAUAGUACAUAAUUCUUUCUAUAAAAACAAAUUAUCUUCUAGAAUAUUUAUCAACAAGUCUUUAAAAUGUACAUACUUCUCAUUCUUUUUAAACACCCUUCAAGGUUUUUAAGUGACAUUACAAAUAAAAUUGCAGUUAAGCAGAUGCUUGCUGUAGAAAACUUAGAAUAGGAAACAGAAUAUAUAUGGCAGUAGUUGUAAACAUAAUAUAGAAACUGUUACACUAUUUCAGAAAUUUACACUCCCCUCCCUCUUGGUUUCUCAUGAUUUUUCCAAAGUAAAUGAAAAUAAAAUAAAAUAAAACAUUUUGCAAGGUCCACUUCAAACAGAAGUUUCCUAGAAAGGAUAUUGGUAUAUUGUUUUCCUCCUUUUAUCAAAGAGCUGGUGGGUGGUAGGAGUGGAAAACUGAAAUUCCCCUUUUACAUUGACACACCAGUUCCCAUUUUUGGAAGAAGCGGCAUGUCUAAAAUCUUCAUUCUUAUUUUAUACAAACAAGAGAAAAGAUGUAACAGGAAGCCUAAAUCCCCAUCUUUCUUUUUCAGAAGUAACAAUGCUCAAGAAUACCAGUCAUAGGCUUCUGUUUUAUCGUUCCUGUUUGGAAUGCUGUUCUAAGCCAGUAAGUCCAGAUCCCUUAGAGGGAUAGAAAAAUGAUACAAAACUUUAUAUUUAUAUUCUGUAGUCUUUUUAUAGAAUGUAAACUAUAUGUUCGGAAUGCCUGCAUUAUUUAUGUAUGAUUCUUUAUAAAUAUGAUUCAAUAAAUGAAAGUUUCUAUAUUAAAUCAUGUUUUGCCUCACAGUGCCUGAGUGGCAUAGAAUAUGUUGGAAUAAAUGCAUUUUGUGAAUAAAUUCUACUAUCAGUGUCUUUGUUAUGUAAACCUACUUUGAGAUUAAAAUUCCUCACCUCAGUAGAUGUUCCUUUAGCAGCCAUAAGAUGGGGAUAGAGUUAAGUGUCCCAUAUAUUUGUUGUAUGUAAACUUUUGUUUUAUUAAUUCGCUCCUUUUCUAGAAUUAUAAUUUUACAUUAAAAUGACAACAGGCAUGAGGUGUACCAAGUUUUUAUUGUUGACAGAUAUAGGGCAAUUAAACAUUCAGUUUUUCACAUAAAGGAAAUAAAGUAGUUUUGAGCUUUCAUAUAUCUUGGUAAUGAAGGUGAGAAGGAGGAAUGUUCUGUGUUUUGACAGGAUGCCGAAGAUGCCUCAUUUUCUCAACUAAGAAGUGUCAUCACCUAAUCAUCCAGCAUAAUUAAUCAAGCCUGGGUGAUUAACACUAGACAUUGUAGUCUGUAAAGUGAAUAUAUAUUUCAAUCAAUGCAGAUUUUAGCACAAAUAUAGAAAUCAUCUACUUAAAAAUAAUAAUCAUAUUGCAUCGACGAGAUUUAAGCAUGAAAUAGAAAGAAAAUCUACCCCCUUUUUCCAUCCAGUAUUGGAAGAUCUAUUUUAAGAUUGCUUUGCUUUCAAGUGAUGUAUGGUUAUGGUUUUGUGGAACAAUAAUGCUAUGUCAACAAACAGCACAAUUAAGAUAAUUUGUAAUAGACAAAAUAAAGCUCACUACACAACCUAUUCCAGGACUAUUAUAAACAUUAACUGGAAAGUUCAAAUAUGUUAUAUUGAUGCUUGUUUUAAUGUUUCUUAGAUUGAUUGUGACUUUUUUUGUCUUGUCUUUAUUCUGUUUAUAUCCAAGUUUCUGAAUGUACUGGUUCUGAUUCACCAGAUUUGUACUUAUACAUGCUGGUAUUUUCCAGUUCAUACAUUAAACUUCUUUUUGAAUGGUUUGCGUA